GGGAGAAGGAAGUGUGAGAAGAAAAUAUCAUUAGUGUUCAUCAUUCAUAAUUCAUAACUAAGGAAAAAAAAAAGAUGGGUCUUGGACUUGAGAUCACGGAGCUGAGAUUGGGUCUUCCGGGAGAUGAUGGCGGGAAGAAAGAGACUUUCAAGAAAAGGGUUUUCUCCGAAAUGUCUGCAGAAGGUGAGAACGAAGAAGUCGCCGGAGAUAAGGUGGUAUCGUCACCGGCGGCGAAGUUUCCGGUGGUGGGUUGGCCGCCGGUGUGUUCUUACAGGAGCAAGAACAGCGGCUGGAGGGAUCAGGCUUCGAAAGGGUACGUGAAAGUGAGCAUGGACGGUGUCCCCUAUCUUAGGAAGAUGGAUUUGGGUUCAACCCAUGGAUACGACGAUCUCUCUCUGGCCCUCGAGAAGCUUUUCGGAUGCAUCGGAAUCGGAGUUGCGUUGAAGGAUGGGGAGAAGUGCGAGUACGUUACAACGUACGAGGAUAAGGACGGAGACUGGAUGCUCGCAGGAGAUGUCCCUUGGCAGAUGUUCAUGGAGUCAUGCAGGAGGAUGAGGAUCAUGAAGCGAUCAGAUGCAACAGGUUUUGGGAUCUGCAACUUAGAGGACUAGGGAUUUUCUUACAGAUUCGAUCACAAUCAUAUAAUCCACGAAUGAACGAAUCACUUGAUUCAACACAAAAUCGCAGAUAUAUAGCACGUUUCUGUAUUGUUAUAUUUUAUGUUAUAUGAAUGUUUUGUAUAAGGACAAUUAUAUACACCAUCGUAUACAUGUGUUAUUUGUUUUUCGAAUGUCAAGUUAUGACGUGGAGGAGAUUGUCAA
Molecule: messenger RNA, 821 nt
Organism: Tarenaya hassleriana
Lineage: Eukaryota; Viridiplantae; Streptophyta; Magnoliopsida; Brassicales; Cleomaceae
Product: auxin-responsive protein IAA19
Exons: 3
Coding region: 75-611 (178 amino acids)
Biological process (GO): regulation of DNA-templated transcription
Cellular component (GO): nucleus
Molecular function (GO): protein binding
Source: RefSeq, a predicted model, not a curated record